Messenger RNA from Zootoca vivipara (common lizard), 8823 nucleotides. Its product is annotated as unconventional myosin-Ie. Gene Ontology annotation, cellular component: plasma membrane; cytoplasm; myosin complex. Gene Ontology annotation, biological process: actin filament organization; endocytosis. NCBI's taxonomy places the organism in Eukaryota, Metazoa, Chordata, Lepidosauria, Squamata, Lacertidae. Gene Ontology annotation, molecular function: ATP binding; microfilament motor activity; actin filament binding. The record is from RefSeq and is a predicted model, not a curated record.
UUGGUAAGGAUGGGCCAAAACUCCAAAAUAAAAAUCUAUGAAAUGAACUUACAUUUCUAAUAAAAAUGUCCUUUUUAAAAAUAUAUAUUAUACAUAUGUAAAGAAAAAAAAUGCAAGCCAAAUAUUUGCAGAGAAGCUGACCUCCGUUUCAUUUCUUUGGGGGAUGAAUACAAUCUUUGUGAACAAAGGGUGUGUUUGCAGUUUGGGGGGGAGGUAAUUUUGUGGCUGCAGUGCUAGUGAUAGUGGCUCUGAUGGCAAUUGGCUGAGCUGCCCUGAUGUCACCAGAAGAGAGAAGCAGGUGCAGUCACUGGUUCUGAAGCGCCUGGGGUGGUUCUCCAUCGCUCCACGCUCUGGGAGAUUUCCCGUGGGUUUUAAGAGCAGGAUCGACCCUCUUAUAAAAGGGGCAAGAGACUGGCAGAGUCUUGCCAUGGGCAUCUAAAGGGGAUUGCAGGAGGGCCCCAGAAAGCAGAGUCCGUAGCGGGCAAGUGGUCAAAGUCUCAGAGCAUAGCCUUAAGAAAAUGUUGGAGGAAUGAGCCAAGAAGGCCGUGGCCGGAUGGAGAGGGAAAGAAAGGCUUGGUGCUUUGCACUGAUUUUAGGUGAAUGGCUCAGUCAUUUGUCUUCCAUCUGCAGAUUUUGUUUUGUCAAUAGGUAAAGCCAUACUUUUUUAACUGGGGAGAGGGUAGUCAUUAAUUUUAAAAUCAUAAAUAGAUAGGUGGGGUUCUUGGGGAGGCCAAAAAUACUUUUUGUGGGGUGGGAUACAGUCUGUGCACCACAGGUUAGCCAGCCCAAUCUAGGGGCCUAUCCCUUCCAAACACCAGUCAUUCAUCCAGCUGAAAACUUUCCGUCACACUGCAGCUUCAAACUGUAGCCCUUAAAACAUGGCUGCCGCAGAAAUGUUAGUCCUCCAUUUAACUGCAUUGAACUAAACCACAGCCUUUGGCAUUUCAGUCAAGAAAUGCUGACCUGACCCCCUUGCAAAGAUGUGCAUCUAUUUAAGCUGCUAAGUGUGAAGUAGGAACUCCAUCAAAGAAAAGGAAAGAAGUAUCUAGCCUUUGCGUUUUGGUUCUUUUCCCUCUUUUCCCGACUUCCUCUGAGCUAAUCUGUACCACGUCAAACUUGAAAGCCUUGCUAUCACCUCAUUCCCUUCCCAGAGCAAGUAGGGGGUCCAUCCAUUGCCCAGGGGCUCUGGGAAAUGAUGCCAUUGCUCCUCUUCUGGGGGAAAAAAAGUAUUGGCGCUGUGCUGUGUUUCCCCUCCAGCACACCACACAACAUCUCCCACACACUGCCAGGGGAAAUUUCCCAGCAAUUCUUCCAAAUUCUGUCAAGAUCCACGCAUGCAGCCUUAUUCUGAUGGGGAGCCUAGGGAUAUACUGAAUAUUUGAAAAGAAACAUAGAAAGUUGCCGGUUGGGAUCGUGGAGGAGCCAGUGACCUGGACUGAUGCAUCAAAAUAAUCCCAUGGAUGUCUUAAAAGAGAAUUUUCUAAAAAUGCAACUUUGAUGGUAUCUAACACCUUGGAAACUGUCGAAGAUGUACAAAGGUGUCGCAAGCAACUGCUGGAGGUGUGGAGACAAAUCAGGCACUUUCUAUCACAUGUGGUGGCUAAGAAAAUACAGGCAUUUGGGGAGAGUAUCCACUUAGAAUUACAAAAAAUGAUAAAGAUUUCCUUUAAGAGGAAACCAGAAGCUUAUCUUCUUCUGGGGAUUACAGAUUCGGAUAUCCCACAAAAAAUGAAAGGUAUCUUUUUAUAUGCUACAGUGGCAGCAAGAGUUCUUACUACUAGAAAAUGGAAGAGUGAUGAAAUUCCCUCUAUUCAUGAAUGGAUCCAAAAGCUAACAGAUCAGACAGUUUAUCAGAAAAAAAUGAAGAACAAACCAAAAGAGGAAUUUGUCUCAAAAUGGGAAGUUUUCAAAGUUUAUUUGAAAAACAACUACAGCAGUUUAAACUCUCUCGCAGCAUUUGAAUAAUUUCAGUAGUAGCUUUAAGAAAGAUAUGAGACCUAAGAUAAACCAGUAAUUAGUUAAUUUAUGAUGAAAGUGUGUACUGGCAACAAAUAAUAUAUAACUGAAAUAAGGAAUAGAUGGGAGGCCGGGUCUAUAGUCCAGGGACCAUUUUUUGCUUUAUUGAUUUGUAAUUAAUACUGUCGUUAUCACUGGUUUUAUUUGUAUUUUUGCUCUGUUUUUUCCUUUUUUGGUGUGUCAAAAAAAAAACCCAAACAAGCCCCAUGGAGUUAAAUGUGGACUGCGUGCCCCCCUUCCAUUAUUUCACAGUUCACAUACAGUAAUUACCUUUUUGCCCCUCCGUGGUGAGUCUCCAACCCGCUGCUGCGAUUCCUCCUUCGCCCAGGAGAGGGCAGCCUUGCAUAAGCGUCGCGCCCGCAGCUGCGCGGCUCCGCCUUUCUGCUCCACUAGGGGGCGCCUGCGAAACCACCACCACCUUUCCUUGCCAUUUCAAUGCAAAACCUCAACCACUCCACCCCCCAGCCAGCCUAAGGGGGGGGGGGAGAGCAAACCUCAACCUAACAGCUUACCUGUCGCUGCCUGCCUUCUUGCCUUCCUGCUUUCCUCUCCUGGCCCAACCCAUCUGCAGAGGAAGAGGGCGAUCAGGUCAGGAAUGUUUUGAAGGGAGCAGUUGAUUUCGCUCGCUCUCUUUCCUCCCCUCCCCCUCCUCCAGUCCAUCAACUUUGGGUGCACUUUCGCUUUGCGGGGGGGUGGCUGGGGGGAAAGUACCCCCACCUCCCGAGGAGAACUUUCCCAGCGCCUGAGAAAAGGAGUUUGAAACGCCGCCGCCGCGGCGAGCCUCUGAUGGGCGCCACCUGCAAGACCGAGUAAGAAUCAGGAAUUGCCUGCUGCGGGUGAAGAUCUUGCAGCCAGAUUCCACCAUGGUCAGCAAAGAGCGGUAUCACUGGCAGACCCAGAAUGUCAAGCAGACUGGGGUGGAUGACAUGGUCCUGCUGUCCAAGAUCAAUGAGGAUGCCAUCGUGGAGAACCUCAAGAAGCGGUUCAUGGAUGACUAUAUAUUUACCUACAUUGGUCCUGUGCUGAUUUCCGUGAACCCCUUCAAACAACUGCCGUACUUCACCGACCGCGAGAUCGACAUGUACCAGGGGGCGGCGCAAUAUGAAAACCCUCCGCAUAUCUAUGCUCUGGCUGAUAACAUGUACCGGAACAUGUUGAUCGACGGGGAGAAUCAGUGCGUCAUUAUCAGUGGGGAGAGUGGCGCCGGCAAGACUGUAGCAGCCAAAUACAUCAUGGGCUACAUCUCCAAGGUGUCUGGUGGAGGCCCCAAAGUGCAGCACGUGAAGGAAAUUAUCCUGAAAUCCAACCCGCUCCUGGAGGCAUUCGGGAACGCCAAGACGGUUCGGAACAACAACUCGAGCCGAUUUGGCAAGUAUUUUGAGAUCCAGUUCAGCCGGGGCGGGGAGCCUGACGGAGGCAAGAUCUCCAACUUCCUGCUGGAGAAGUCUCGGGUCGUCAGCCAGAACCCAGGGGAGAGGAGCUUCCACAUCUACUAUCAGCUGCUGGAAGGAGCCAGCACAGAGCAGCGAGAGAAUUUGGGUAUCACCACUCCAGAUUAUUACUACUACCUCAACCAGUCGGCAGCUUACGAAGUCGAAGAUAUCAACGACCACCAGGAGUUUCAGGAGACAUUGACAGCCAUGGAUGUGGUGGGCCUCUCAGGGGAAGAGCAAGCCUUGGUACUCCAGAUCGUGGCUGGGAUCCUCCACCUGGGCAACAUUACUUUCCAGGAGUCGGGCAAUUACGCCAUGGUGGAGAGCGAGGACUUUCUGGCUUUCCCAUCGUACCUCUUGGCCAUCGACCAGCAACGCCUCAAGGAGAAGCUGACCAGCCGGAAGAUGGACAGCAAGUGGGGCGGGCAGCAGGAGGUCAUUGACGUGACGCUGAACGUGGAGCAGGCCAGCUUCACCCGUGAUGCCCUCUCCAAGGCCCUCUAUGCCCGCCUCUUCGAUUUCCUGGUGGACGCUGUCAACAAGGCCAUACAGAAAGACCGCCAAGAAUACAGCAUCGGGGUUCUCGAUAUCUACGGCUUUGAGAUCUUCCAGAAAAACGGAUUCGAACAGUUUUGCAUCAACUUUGUGAACGAGAAGCUGCAGCAGAUUUUCAUCGAGCUGACGUUGAAGGCCGAACAGGAGGAAUACGUCCAGGAGGGCAUCCGCUGGAACGCCAUUGACUACUUCAACAACAAGGUCGUGUGCGACCUCAUCGAGAACAAAGUGAAUCCUCCGGGGCUGAUGAGCAUCCUGGACGACGUCUGCGCCACGAUGCAUGCCAAGGGCGAGGGGGCCGACCACACCCUCUUGCAGAAGCUCCAGACGGCCCUGGGGACCCACCCUCACUUUAACAGUUGGAACAAGGGCUUUAUCAUCCACCAUUAUGCCGGGAAGGUCUCGUACGACGUGAACGGCUUCUGCGAACGGAACCGCGAUGUGCUCUUUACGGACCUCAUUGAGCUGAUGCAGAGCAGUGAGAUCCCAUUCAUCCGAGAUCUCUUUCCUGAUAACCUCAACGCAGAGAAGAAAGGGCGUCCCACCACAGCUGGCAGCAAGAUCAAGAGACAAGCCAACGACCUGGUCGGCACGUUGAUGAAAUGCACACCGCACUAUAUCAGAUGCAUCAAGCCGAACGAGACCAAGAGGCCCCGCGAUUGGGAGGAGAGCAGGGUGAAGCACCAGGUGGAAUAUUUGGGCCUGCGGGAGAACAUUCGGGUGCGCCGAGCCGGCUACGCCUACCGACGGGUCUUUCACAAGUUCCUCCAUAGGUACGCCAUACUGACCCCAGAGACAUGGCCAUUGUGGCGUGGGGACGAGAAACAGGGCGUGGUGCACCUGAUGAAAUCUGUCAACAUGGAUCUGGACCAGUUUCAGCUGGGACGGACGAAGGUCUUCAUCAAAGCUCCUGAGUCGCUUUUCCUCCUGGAGGAGAUGCGCGAGCGCCGUUACGACGGCUAUGCCCGCGUCAUCCAGCAGGCAUGGCGGAAACACGUGGCCGUCCGGAAGUACAUUCAGAUGAGGGAGGAAGCAUCCAACAUCAUUCUGAACAAGAAAGAGCGUCGCCGGAACAGCAUCAACCGCAAUUUCGUGGGUGACUACAUUGGCUUGGAGACCCACCCUGAGCUGCGCCGCUUUGUGGGCCGGCGAGAGCGCGUGGAUUUUGCUGACACGGUUGUCAAAUAUGACCGGCGGUUCAAGACCGUGAAGCGGGACCUGAUCCUGACCCCCAAGUUCCUCUACCUGAUCGGCCGCGAGAAGGUGAAGCAGGGCCCAGAUAAAGGCGCCAUCAAGGAGGUCCUGAAGAGGCAGAUCGAGGUGGAGCGGGUCCAGUCGGUAUCCCUGAGCACCUUGCAGGACGACUUCAUCAUCAUCCACGAGCCCCAAUACGACAGCGUCCUGGAGUCCAUCUUCAAGACGGAGCUUCUGAGCCUGCUCUACAAGCGCUAUGAGGAGAGGACCCAGAAGCAGCUGCCAGUCAAGUUCAGCAACCAGCUGGAGUUCAAGGUAAAGAAAGACGGGUGGGGCCCCUGGGGGGCCGCCGGAUCCCGUCAGAUCCAGUUCCAGAUCUGCCAGGGGGACUUGACUCUCCUGCGCAACAACGGCAAAGUGCUGGUCGUCAGCAUCGGGCCUGGCUUGCCCCGCAACGCCCGACCUACCCGGAAAGACACCAGGAAGAGUCGCAGCCUGGGAAGGGGAGCCUCACCUGGCUGGAAUGCCCCGAACACAACAGGGUCAAAGUGGGGCAACCGCGGGGGUGGCGGUGUGGGGACCAGGCCCCCCUACCAGCAGCGCCUUUCGAUGACCAAGCAGGUCAGCAUGGAGCAGCCCAGUUUGCCCCGCCAAGGGGCCAGCCCCAGGGCCAAAGUCCUGCCGACUCAACUCAACCUGGAUUUUAUGAACGUCCCGGACCAAGGCGUGGCUGGCCUCCAGAGGCGCCUGUCCAAGGAAGCCAAGCCCAUCCCGGGAGGAGGCCGCGCCAAGCCCAAACCGAAACCGAAACCUCAGCCAUGCCUCCCCCGGUGCAGGGCCCUGUAUGCCUACGACGCUCAAGACACAGAUGAGCUCAGCUUCAAUGCCAACGAGUUCAUUGAAAUAAUCAAGGAAGACCCUUCUGGCUGGUGGCAGGGCCGCAUCCGUGGCAAAGAAGGUUUGUUCCCGUGGAACUACGUGGAGAAAAUCUGAGGCGGGCGGAAAACUCUCAGCGUUCUCUUUCUAGACUGCCCCCCCCUACCAGCUGCUGUGGACUUUGCAGGCUAGAGAAGGAAUUUUGGCCAGCAAAAGGAGCUUCUUCGUGGCUGGGAGACACCUGUCUUCUCUCUUCCAUUGCACAAGGACAAGGGGUCUGUGUGUUUAUUUUAUAUAUAUAAAUGGCUGCCUUGAAAGCCAUGACAAUGCCAGCAUGGCUGAACUUUGAAAUCAAGAGCGGGGUGGGAAAGCGCAGGUCUCCCUUUUUACCCCUCCAGUGGAAGGCGUUUUGUCCAUGAAAACAGGCAGAGGUUUUGGUUUCAUGGGCAUUUAAGCAGGAAUGGGACCACAGAACCUGCGUGUGAAAUAAAUUAUGUACAUCAGGAACCCUUUUCUGGAAAUGGGGUUUUGUUUGGAGAUGUGUGGGUGAAAAUGUGGAUCACCGAAUCCUCAGCAAAGGCCCUGCCCUACACCCCUGCAGUGCAGUCCCCACACAUUUCCCAAAUGGAGGGGGGGUGCGUGGAAUGGGUGGGGGUGGGGCAUUUCAUUGGAUCUACUUUGGGAACCAGAGCAGGUACAAAUUCCAAGAAGCUUUGGCGGAUAAAUUGCGAAAGCGUCUUGGAAAGACACAUUGCCAAAGGGCUCCUGCACCUUUUAACAGCUGAGAAAGGAAUUUUCGGCAGGUGUGGUGUGAAGCGAGGACUGCACAGGCUGGAAUUACCUGUUCUAAAAGUGCAGGAACACUGUCGUCUUUUUGUCCCCAUCUGGCUACCUUAGAAGGAUCUCCCUAAUUGGGAGUUGCAAAGACUGGAAUGACUUUGUGGUUGCAGUGCUCAAAGUUGUAGAGAAAGGUAGUCUAUGAGUUACAUUUAUUCGUUUAUCUACAUUAAUUUUUGCUCUCUUUGGCCAAAAUGGCUCCCAGGGCAGCUUACGUAUGAUCCAUAAAAGCAAGGCAGCUAUGACAGAGGGUGUCUACCUGGGUCUUCUGUUUUCAGAGGCUGCAUGUGGAGAAUCCUGGAGUGUGUGUGUGUGUGUGUGUGUGUGUGUGUGUGUGUGUGUGUGUGUACAGUUGCCCUCAUGCCCUGCUGGUGGGCACAUGACGGCGAUUUUUCUAGCCAUUGUGGCAAACAGGGGAGUGCACUUGAUGGACGUUUGAUCUGACCCAGAAGGACUCCUUAAGUGGAAAAAGAGGGGGGGGAUGCAUACUGGGAGCAAAUGCCUACACUGGGACCGUCAUGAUUUAAAAGACACAUAAUCACAGACAGGACAAAAUCAUGGAUUGGAGGGAGCAAGGGGGUCCCCUCUUGAGAGAUUUUGCCCACUUAGAUGUCUCUUGGCUCUGUUUUUCCCUUGCUGGAAAAUAAAGCCUUUAGUAUUAGUGAGCCUUAAAUAAUAAAAUACUUCCUACCCCAGACAGGAGGACUCAAUCAGAGGUGACAGGCCCACAAAGAGGUGGGAGCCCUCUGCAAAGCCGCUUGGGUGCCACACGGAUGUUCUCCAUGAGCCAGGUUUAGCUCCAAAUUACACGUUUCCUUUUUGAGACUUCCUUCGACGUCAGGACAGGGUUUAUUACUCAGCCAAAGCCACAAAUGAUGAGCUGGGUUAGUUCACAGGACAAAGCAGGUGGCAAGGUAUCGUUUUACAGUCCUGGCCCGUUUGCAGCCACCCUGGGAUGGCAAAGAAGUGUAUUGCCUCUGAACUGCCACGUCCAGAUUUGCAAGUUUUAUUGCUCGCAAUUUUUUGCUGAGAUACAGGACUUUAAAGAAAGCUCUUUCGCAAAACUGCAGCUGGCAUCGCAGCCUCAUGAAAAGCAAUGACAGGAUAUUUCUUUCUCGCUCCCCCUCUCUCUGUGGAAGGAAGGAGCAACGGUAAAAUCAAAGCACCAGGGAUUAAUUUCAAUUAAGACCAGGUCCGGAGAGGGGUUAAACCACUAGAAGUUUUUAAUUGCAUUAUCAGUACAGUGAAAUGAGUUAACCUGAGACUUUUUCAGUGACCAAUUUUUUUUAAUGUACUGUAGCAUAAUAUUCAGUUCACAGUCGUGACCCCCCUGAAUCUCCCAUGACCCUCCAUAAUUUUUGACCUGCUAGAAAACAAAUAUACAGAAUUCAGAGUCUUCUUUUUUGUUUUUUAAAAAAGCCCACAAGAUAUACCUAAAGGCACUGAAGUGCGUGCAAGGUAAGAAAAGAAAAGGGGGGGGGGAGAAGGUUUGGAAGUCAAUCUUCAAUAAUUACAAAGCAAUCGAUUCUCUUCCGUAACCCCUAAAACGGUAAGAAGGUUCUAUGAAACAUCAUUUACACUUUCAGCUAUUUUUUUAAAAAAACUUUUUUCUUUAAAUUAAAAAAGGGGGGUAGUAAAUGAGUUAGGUAGGUGUUUAACAGAGACAAGAAGUUGCCUAAAAUAAAUGAACACAUUUUACUUAGGAGGAGGAGGAGUGGGACUGGGGAGAAGCAUCAGGGGCUUCUGCUGAAUAGUUAGGAAGCUGAGUUCAUCAUCCAAGACUCAUGGGAAGGAACUAAACAGUACUGAUCUUCCUCCUCCUCCUCCUCACCCUCAAUUCUGCUCUGGUGAAGCAGCUCAUUUCCAAAAAGCAUCCCUACAUAAUGGUAGAGUGGAUAUGGUUUGUUUGUUU